AUGACUGGUCUUAAGAACGUUCCAUCGUUUCUUAUCAGUGCUGAUGAUGAUGAUGAUAACAAUAAUAAUAAUAAUCAACCAUCAGAGGUGCAAAGAGGCAGACCAGAACUACGGUUGGACCCUCCUUCAGACCCUUUUUCUGAUGACGGGGCAUCAAGUGAAUUGAUAUCUGUCGAUUUGGAGGAUGCUGUUGGCUCACCAUUGCUACAACCUGUUGCUUCAAAGGCUUCGUCAAGAUCACAAUCACCACUAUCCAAAGUUUCAAAUAGAAGAAGAAGAUCGAUAAGUUCCGAUAGAUCGGCACAAUUAUUGAAUCCUAAAUCAAGCCCCAUGAAAAGGCUCUCUACAAGUGCCAAAAGAUUAAGUUCAGAUGAAAGUAGGAGUGAUAGAUCAGACGUUUCAUUUGUUAAUGGUCUUACUGAAGAAGGUAUCGAUGAUAUAAAAGCUGAUUUAGCAUCUGCCUUGGGUACACCAACACAUGAAGGUUCUUGGUUACCAGGGACAAAAAAAUCUCCAACGUCAAGAAAUUCUUCAACUUCUAAAUUGGAUGUUUCUGAAGACGCAAUAGAGCUAACAGAAAUACCUAAAAAGACUCUGACACCUGAACCUCCGAGUAAAGGUGUUGCAUUUGCUGAUGAUGUUAGUUAUAUCUCAAAUACAAACUUGAGACCGGUUUCACCAACACCUCAACCACACUCACCAACCUCUCCUUCCAAAACUAUUGAAGAUGUCUACCAGGAAUUCACUUCAAGAAUAAAAAACGUUACGCGGCCUGAUAUAAUUAGACAAACAACAUACAAAACAAGAAAGCCACCACCUUCCCCAACCUCGCCAUUGGGACUUCAAUCAAGUGAUGAAGAUGAUGACAGUGAUUAUUUCCCCAUUCAAGGACUGGGUGUAUCUGUGGGAACUACAGAUCAAUUGAGAUUAUAUGGUAAAUCAUUAAAGAUUUUCGAGCCAACAAGUUCAAUACGGUUGAAAUUGGCUAGUAUUUUUUUGAAAACAUGGCCAUAUCAUUUGAUGAGAGUUUUAUUACUCCUUCAGACUGCUUUAUUAGCAUAUCGUCAAUGGAAUCCUUAUACAAUGCAUGGUUAUGUCAAAUUCGGUACAAUUUGGGCAGAUUGGGUUUUAGUAGGGAUCAAUUGUAUUUAUACUAUUGAGAUAGUAUCUAAAAUAAUAGCAUUUGGAUUAUGGGAUGAUUCAGAAAUGUUCAAAGCUCUAGAUAAAGACUAUUUACCUAUUUCAGAGCUACUAAGAAUUGAUAAAAUCAAAAACUUCAUACUUGGGUUAAGUGAUGAAUCUGAAGAACUAGAAAUCAAACCUGCUUUGAAACAUUCAGUUACUUUUAAGAAUAACAUUUCAAAAGAUAUUCCAAUUCAAAGAGCAUUUCUACGAAAUAGUUGGCAUAGAUUAGAUUUCACAUCUACUUUAUUCUUCUGGAUUGAUUUUUUCUUCAGUAUCCAGCGUUUCAAUGCAUUAGAAGGGAUUCCAUUAUUCAGGGCUUUAGCUUGUCUGAGAAUUCUAAGACUUAUUGAUGUCACUGAUAGAAUUGCUUUAAUCUUGAGAAGUAUUAAAAAUGGGGCACCUCAAUUAUUUGACAUGGCCUUGUUCUUGUUAUAUUUCUGGGUCCUUUUCGCUAUUAUUGGUGUUCAAAGUUUCAAAUCUUCAUUAAGAAGAACCUGUGUCUGGACAAAUCCUUCUGACCCUUCAGAAACUUAUGAUAAUGAUGACCAAUUUUGUGGUGGUUAUCUGCAGCCAAAUACGCUUAAAAAAAUGCCAUUCGUUAAUGAACAGGGUGCAUUUGGAAAGGGUACUGCUAAGGGGUUUUUAUGCCCAGUUAAUUCAAAAUGUGUCACAGGUGAAAAUCCACAUGGUGGUACAAUAGGGUUUGAUAAUAUUUUGUAUUCCAUGGAGAUGGUUUUCGUCAUCAUGAGUGCCAAUACCUUCACGGAUAUCAUGUAUGAUGUUAUGAAUACAGAUACCAUGGCAGCAUCAUUAUUUUACAUUUUCGGUAUUUUUUUCUUAUUCUUAUGGAUGAUCAAUCUUUUAAUUGCUGUUAUCAGUGCUUCUUUCAAAGCUACAAGAGACAAAGAUUUAAAACAAAAACGACAAAGUGAUAAAAACAUGACAGAUUUUAAACUAUCUUGGGACUUCCCAAAAAAUACAUUAUCCAAUAUAUACCUCAAAACGAAAUGGAUUUUCGAGUUGGUUAUUGUUGCUGGACUUGUUCUACAGGCUACCACUGAUUCCAGUACAACAAAACAUGAUAUGUAUCGUGCUUAUAUUGGGGAAUGCAUUGUCACUUUACUACUUUUAUUUGAAAUUAUUGUGAGAUUUUCUCUAUAUUUACCAAAUUAUAAAUUAUUCUUGAAAGAUAGAAGAAACUGGGUCGAUUUGUUUCUAGCAGUUUUUACAUCCAUUAUAAUCAUCCCACCUAUCCAUACAGCCUUGGGUAGAGGUUAUGAUUGGUUACGUUUCUUCCAAAUUGUUAGAUUUUAUAGAGUGGUUUUGAUGUUCAAGUUUGCUAGACAAUUGUGGGCUCAAGUUUGGAGUACAAUGUCCAUCAUUGUGAAUCUUGCCUUAUUUUUUUUUCUCCUGUUAUUUUUGUCAAGUAUCAUCCUUUCAAGAUAUUUUGAAGGAUUUGUUCCAGAAGAUGAAAUUGAAAAUGAACCCUUCUCGAUGCAAAACUUACCAAAUACUUUUGUGGCUCUCUAUACAAUCACUUCAACUGAAAAUUGGACUGAUGUCCUUUAUAGAAUGACUGAAUUUGCUCCAAAUAAAUCAGCUGGUGCCUUUGGCGCAAUGCUAAUUAUCGGUUGGUUCUUGUUAUCAAACUCCAUUGUUUUGAACAUUUUUAUUGCCAUUAUCGCUGAUAGUUUAGAAGUUUCAGAAAAUGAGAAGAGAAAAGAACAAGUGAGAAAGUUCGUUCUGGUUGAUUUUCCUGGGAAAUUGAAGAAUUUUGCUGAGAAGACUUUUCUUUCAGAGUUCAAAGCUAAAAUUUUCAAAAAUGACAAGACACCAGAAAAUCAACAACAAGUUAUGAAUUUAUUACUAAAUGGUGCUGCUAUUCAGGAAUUCUUGAAAGAUGAAUUGGAAGAAAAGAACGACGAUUCACAAGUUCAUGAAUUGCCGAAAUCUAGGAUAGCUCGAUUUUUCACAGUUAGAUAUCAUAGGCUUUUACAAUUCACUUGGAUCAAGACAUUGAUAAUUUCAUUAUUUUGGACUUCGAAGGCUGGUGAAAAUCCCUUUUACAAUAAAAAUCCACAUUUUUUGGCCUUUGAUGGUGAUUAUUCAUUACUUCCAAAGAACUUUGAGAUAGAAACUAAUAGAACAAUUGAAGCUAGAGUGAAAUUUCUACAAGAAAAUCCAGGUUUCAAUACAGCAUUUUAUAUUUUGACACCUGAUCAACCAUUGAGAAAAUUAUGUCAAAAGGUCACACCACCAAGUGUUGGUAAACGUUAUGAUGGUGUUGAACCUAAUAAAUAUUUACAUGGUAUUUUUUUGACAUUAAUUGCCGUUAGUACAAUGGCUCUGGUUAUCAUUGCAUGUUAUAGUACACCUCUUUAUAGAAAAAGAUAUGAUUUGGAUAAUGAGGUAUGGAAUUGGACAUUUGAUUUCGAAGUUGCAUUCGCUAUACUGUUUUUAGUUGAAUUUUUGAUUAAAGUUAUUGCUGAUGGUUUGAUCUUUACACCAAAUGCAUAUUUCCAAAACUCAUGGAAUUUUAUUGAUUUUAUUGUUCUUAUUUCGCUAUGGAUCAAUGUUAUUGCUAUCUGGAGAGGUGAUGAUGGUCUUUCAAGAGUUGUUAGAGGUUUGAAGGCACUUAGAGCUUUGAGAUUAUUGACUAUCAGUGACACAUCCAAAAAUAUAUUUCACAAAGUUUUAAUUGUUGGUGUCUGGAAAAUCUUAAAUGCUGCAUUCCUUUCAUUCACUUUGUUAUUACCGUUUGCUAUUUGGGGAUUAAAUUUAUUUUCUGGUAGACUGGCUGUCUGUAAUGACGGUGAUUUGGGUCGUACCGAUUGUUAUGAUGAAUACACCAAUAAAGUUUUUGACUGGAAUAUCAUCUCACCAAGAGUUUAUGAUGAUCCACCAUUAGAAUUCAAUCGAUUUGCUUCAUCUCUGUUAACAUUAUUUGAGUGCUUAUCUUUGGAAGGGUGGGUCGAUUUGUUGGUAAACAUUGUCAAUAGCACAGGAAAAGGUACACCAGCUGGUUUCUGGACUACUCCUGGUGAUGGUGCGUUUAUCAUUGCUUUCAAUUUCUUGGGUAUUAUUUUCGUGUUGGCUUUAUUCGUUUCUGUUAUUAUCAGUAACUAUUCUAAAACCACAGGUAGUGCUUUCAUGACGUUACAACAAAAAUCAUGGACUGAAGUUAAGAAGCUACUGUCACAAAAUCAUCCUCGUAAGAGACCUGAAAUGAAAAAUUUAAACGGCUUUAGAACAUUUUGCUUCAAAUAUUCUGUUGAAAGAAAUAAGUAUGUUGAAACAUUUUUACAUAUCAUUUUAUGGACUCAUAUACUGGCAAUUUUGUUGGAAAUGUAUCCAAGUCCCGCUGCAUUAGAUGGUUUCAGAUAUACGGUUUACAUUAUUUCCUCAUCUAUUUACAUGGCAUAUAUAUCAAUGAAAUUAAUUGCCAUGGGUUUCAAAACUUUUUUCAAAGUGAAAUGGAAUGUUUAUCAACUAUUUGUGUUUUUGGGUGCUUUUUCAACUUCUUUGGCUUCUUUCUUCGUCUCAAGAAGCUCAACAUUUGCAAAUAUCAAUAAACUUUUUUUGGUUGGUAUAUUUACUGUUUUAAUUCCAUCAAGUAAUAGAUUAAGUCAUUUGUUGAAAAUUGGAUCUGCUAGUAUUCCAUCAUUACUUUCCUUGAUUUUUACUUGGGGUAUCUUGUUUCUGGUAUUUGCUAUAGCAUUAAAUCAAAUUUUCGGUUUAACUAAACUAGGAGCAAACACUUCUGUGAACUUGAACUUAAGAACUGUCACAAAGUCAUUGUUAUUAUUAUUUCGUGCAAGUUUUGGUGAAGGUUGGAAUUAUACGAUGAGAGAUUUCGCUAUAGAGCAACCAUACUGUUCAGAAGGUUUGGGUUUUAGUACAACAGAUUGUGGAAGUCAAGAAUAUGCCUAUAUUUUGUUCAUUAUAUGGAACAUUUUGUCCAUGUAUAUCUUUGUUAAUAUGUUUAUCUCCUUGAUUUUCGAAAAUUUCAGUUAUGUUUAUAGUGAUAAUGGUUCUAAAAUCACUUUAAAUAGAGAGGAAAUCAGAAAAUUCAAAACAGUUUGGCAAAGGUUUGAUCCGCAUGGUACUGGUUAUAUUAGACCAGAGCAACUACCAAUAUUACUACGGUCAAUGGAAGGUUAUUUUUCAUUCAAGAUUUAUGAAGGUAAAUGGACUAUUCCAGAACUUAAAAAGAAAUGGUUUGAAUUGCCUGAAGAUGGUGCAGACCCAUAUGAUGUUUUCGUAAAUUUUGCUGAAAUUAACAAAACUUUGAAUCAAUUGGAUGUCCAAAAAGUCAGGGAAAGAACUAGAGCAUAUGAAAAAUUUAUUGAAGAAGCUUUAUUAACUAUGGAAAUUAAUGAAGAACCAGGAAUUUCAUUUUCCAGAAUUAUAUUACAAAUUCCACUGUAUUCAAGAUUUGAAGAAAGUAAUUGUUUAACAUUAAGUGAUUUCAUGGAUCGUUUAUUAGUUUCUAAAAAAGUUGAAAAAAGAUUAGAAAAUAGAAAGCAUUUAGCAGUAUUAGAGAUGAUUACAUAUCGUUGGAAAUUUAAGCAUCGUCAUGAUGCAGCAAGAAAUCGUUAUAAUAGCAGUAUGUUCAGCUCAUCAUCAUCAGGACUUAUUGAUAAUCCAUUUGAAAGACAUUCGUUAAUGACAAGAACAUCAUCUAAUCCAUUCAAGACACCGGCAAUUGUUGUUACUGAAAAUGAUAAUGAAUCUUUAAAAGCUGUAUAUAAAUCACAACCAGAAAAAUCAAAUUUACCUGAAGAAACUUUAAAUUAUAGAACUGAUGUUACACCAAAGAAGAAAAGAGCAAUUACAGGAUCGUUGGAUAUUCCUGAUGAUGUUAUCGCAACACCAGCUAUUACACCAGAUGCUAAUCAAUUUACAACUGAUAACUCAUAUUGGUCACCUCCAAAACAACAAAAUUUGGAAGUUAUGAAUGAUGAAACAUUAUAUGAUAAUAUUUCAGAUUUAUCAGAUUCAUUAAGUAGAUCAGAUUGGGGUGAUGUUAUGAGAGAAGUUCAUAGUGAACAACAAUCAAGUUUAGAUCAAGAUUUAUACAAAAGACGUAAAAAGGAAGAGGAAAAGAAAGAAGGAGAAGAGAAAUCAAAUUUUGAUUUUGAAUAUGAAAACGUGGCAGAUGAUGAAGAUGAAGAAGAUGAAGGUUAUACAACAAAUUUACCUGAGAAACCAAAAGGUUCCCCAAAUAGGCGCAUUUUAUAG
Molecule: messenger RNA, 6426 nt
Organism: Hansenula ciferrii
Lineage: Eukaryota; Fungi; Ascomycota; Saccharomycetes; Phaffomycetales; Wickerhamomycetaceae
Gene: CCH1
Product: calcium channel protein CCH1
Exons: 1
Coding region: 1-6426 (2141 amino acids)
Biological process (GO): calcium ion import across plasma membrane
Cellular component (GO): membrane; voltage-gated calcium channel complex
Molecular function (GO): high voltage-gated calcium channel activity
Source: RefSeq, a predicted model, not a curated record